Messenger RNA from Endocarpon pusillum Z07020, 471 nucleotides. RefSeq lists its product as uncharacterized. Lineage: Eukaryota; Fungi; Ascomycota; Eurotiomycetes; Verrucariales; Verrucariaceae. The record is from RefSeq and is a predicted model, not a curated record. The coding region runs from base 1 to 471 and encodes 156 amino acids. Gene Ontology annotation, molecular function: structural constituent of ribosome. Gene Ontology annotation, cellular component: ribosome; cytosolic large ribosomal subunit. The transcript is spliced from 3 exons. Gene Ontology annotation, biological process: translation.
AUGGCAGACCGUUCAAACAUAUCGUCGGAUCUGAUCUGGGAGAUUGCUCGAAAUCAAAAUGCAUACCUCGUCAAACGAAGAAACGGCAGCCAUGCCUACUAUUUCUCGCGUGAUCCUCUAAAUCUCGUCAACCAGCACAGCCGUACACACGCUGGGUUCGUCAACGAGAAGGCUGUCGGUGUUCAUGCCGGGCCAAAUGGUGAAGGAGUGACCUUGAUGACCAAGAAGGCGAAAAAGAAUGGCAAUGGACCGGCUAGCAGCAUGAAUACAGUCUCUUGGGGCAAGGGGACGCCUGGCAGGAAGAUUUACAAGGGAAUCGCGAACUACACCGCCAAAAACGGCUACCGAUCUGACCUGAGGGGUCCUGCUGUUUCGAGAGCCAGUGCUAUCCGAGGCUCACAGAAGGCUAAGAAGGAGACACCAGAGAAGAAAUUGAGAGGCUCGAAGGCCAAGAAGGCUGUGAAGACUUGA